Messenger RNA from Saccostrea cuccullata (small rock oyster), 1410 nucleotides. RefSeq lists its product as uncharacterized. Bases 500 to 859 code for a protein of 119 amino acids. The transcript has 3 exons. Lineage: Eukaryota; Metazoa; Mollusca; Bivalvia; Ostreida; Ostreidae. The record is from RefSeq and is a predicted model, not a curated record.
AAAUAACAGCGCAUGAGUAUACAUGUAGGCAUAAAACGUCAGUUGCUAACCAGUUUUUGCGCGAUGCAUGUCCUCAGUAUCGGAUUUCAUUUUGGAAAUUAAGAGGUUUUACAGACAGCCAAAAUCAAACUUUGAGUGAUAGUGUACACCUCAAUAGACUGGGCUUUCAUAAACUAAUCAAACAAUUACGAGGCAUUUUAUUGUCACAACAGUAACAUUCUGAACACUAUUUUGUACACAUCAUAUUCUAAACAGGUUAGAAGACAGGGGCUUCUACCUAUUUAUAAUUAAGAGUGCAAAAUCUUUGUUUGUUCGUAAUAUUCAUUCACAUUUAAAUGUCAAUAUCUAAUUUAUUUAUAUCAAAUUUGUUUAAAGAAAAAAAAUGUACAUAAUUUACAUUCCAUGAAUACAAUUUACUUUGCCUAUUUUACAGUGCUUGUGACUGUGCCAUUGAUGGUCAUUAUCGUAACCUUGACAUUCUUAAGACGCCAAAACAGAAAUGGCCACCAGACCCAAACGGCGAAAGAAGGGAGAUUCAUCCCCAGCGGUUCCAGCCACCUCGGCCCCAGCAACUACAAACCAGUCCAUCGAGGAUUUAGUAAGAGGUUACAUGAGCUCAAUAAUCCCCACCAUAAAAAGCACUUGUAGGCAAGUCAUUACAGAAAAAAUGUAUACCAUGCAGACAUCAGCAGCUUCAAACACACCACCUUCAGCUCCACCCUCCCAGGCACCCCAACAAAUGGCACCUACGCUAACGACACCAACACUGCUGCAAGAAAUAACAACUGAAGGUGCAAGAGUUUUUCCCGAGAUUUCCGCACAUGGCCAAAGAACCGACACCGGUUCCACUCUCUUGUGAGGAUCUGAAUACGACAGCUGAUGUUUUAGUGCGCAAUUCCCUUUCCAAAUCUACAGCUUUAGCUUACAAGACAACCUAUUUAACUUAUGCACAUUUUGUGGCUCAAGUUUUCGGUACCAGUUUAGUCUACCCUCUUCAUUACAACACUUAUCAGCCUUCAUUGCUCAUUGUUAUCUUAAAGGAUUAGCGGCAUCAACAACUCGCACAUUCAUCUCCUCACUUAGUUUUAUUUUUCAGUUAAGAAACUAACCAGAUAUAACUCAAACUUUUCUGGUACAGAAAAUGUUACAGGGUUUUCACAAAUCCAAACCUUCAUCUGACCCCUGGUUGCCAAUUACGCUGGAAAUCAUAAGUUCUAUUCUUAAUUCCUUAGAACACACAACUUCUUCCUUAUUUAUCAAAUUGCUUUUAAAAGCCAUGUUUACCCUUGCCUUUUGCGCUUUUCUUCGCAUUAGGGAGAUAACCAAAUCUUCAAAUUCCACACAACAUUAUCUUCUGUACGAUAAUGUUCCUUUUGAUUCAGAUGAACACCAGAAUGGUUAUUUUGAGGU